Molecule: messenger RNA, 1768 nt
Organism: Neltuma alba
Lineage: Eukaryota; Viridiplantae; Streptophyta; Magnoliopsida; Fabales; Fabaceae
Product: root phototropism protein 3
Exons: 3
Coding region: 331-1569 (412 amino acids)
Source: RefSeq, a predicted model, not a curated record
GUUGUGCACAUGCAAAGACGAGGAACGAGAAGAGAGAAGAGAGAAGAGAGACGUCUGCUUUUCAAGUCGCUUUCAUGCAUUUGUGGAUCUUCUUCUUCCUCAUAUAUAUCUUCCUCCGACCAUCACUUUAACUCAUCUUCUCCGUCCGAUCGAGUCAGGGAAUAUUUUGUGCUGUGUUCAUAAUCUGUGGUCCCUUAAUUUCCUUGUCCAUCUCCUCAAAAAAUCUUCCUUCCUUCUAUAUAUGCAUCAACCAGAGAUCCUUACCACCAGAAGCUCCGCCAUAGCAACGAGGUUCUUCUUCUUCUUCUUCUUCUUCUCACGACCACCAAAAUGAUGACGAAGCAGUCCGACCAAGCAGAUGGGUGUUCCUCUGAGAGCUGGUUGGACGAUGCUUGCAUUCUCGACAUCGACUUCUUCGUGAAAACUCUCUCAGGCAUUAAAUCAAAAGGCGUGUGUGCAGACCUAAUCGGCUCCGUUAUCACUCACUACGCCUCCAAAUGGCUCCCUGAACUCUCUUCAAUCGACGUCGCAGAACGAAGCCUCACCCAAUUCCAGGAAUCCCCCGAAAGCGUCGCCGUUUCGUGGAUGAAGAAGCGCUUCUUCGUCGAAACCCUAGUGGGCGUUCUGCCUCCAGAGAAAAACUCGAUCCCCUGUAAUUUCCUGCUUCGCCUUCUCAGAACAGCCAACAUGAUCGGCGUUGAGGCCGCAUUCAGAUCGGAGCUUGAGAAGAAGAUUUCGCGGCAGCUGGAUGAGGCUUUGUUGAAGGAGCUAAUGAUUCCUUCUUUCAAUCACACCUGCGGGACAUUAUUGGAUGUAGAGCUCGUGAUUAGGUUGGUGAAUGAGUUCCUGAGUUUGAAUGGCGAGGGAGCGAAGAGCGGUGCUGCUUUGCUUAAGGUAGCUAAGUUAGUGGAUUCGUACCUCGCCGAGGCAGCCAUUGAUGCCAAUUUGAGCCUGUCUGAGUUCGUUGCGCUCGCCGGAGCUCUUCCUCCUCAUGCAAGAACUACAGACGAUGGCUUGUACAGAGCCAUUGACACUUACCUCAAAGCGCAUACAGGGGUAUCGAAGCAAGCAAGGAAGAGAUUGUGCAGGCUGAUAGAUAGCAGCAAACUCACGCCGGAGGCGUCGCUUCAUGCGGCUCAAAACGAACGCUUGCCGGUCCGAGCAGUGUUGCAGGUGCUCUUCUCGGAGCAAACCAAACUGAACCACCAUCAGUUGGAGCCGGCGAGGUGCGUGUCGAGGCGAGAAAUGGUGGGAAACCAAGGGAAGGAGAUAAAGAAGCUGAAGGAAGAGGUGGUGAGGCUGCAAAGCCAAUGCAAUGCGAUGCAGGCGCAGAUGGAGAAGAUGACGGAGAAGAGGAAGCUGGGGUUCUUCUGGUGGAAGAAGCCUGCGAUAAUGGCCACCUCUACUGCCAGAGGCGGCGGGAGUAGGAGUGUGGAGAUGAAUAGCACAGAAGAUGAAAAUGAUGACAAUGGGACUGUGGGGCUCCAGGCACAAACGCCUAUGCACGUAAGGACGAGACUGCUCAAGGCUAAGGCUCAUCAUCCUAAGUGGAGGAGAUCCAUGUCUUGAAUCAUCGGUGUAGAAAGAGGGCAAGAGUCAUAAUAUUUAUAUAAGUGCAGGCUUAUAGUACUGAGGAGCGUUAUAAUAAUUAAUAAGGUUGUGUCUUUUUUUUUUUUUUAAUUCAAUUAAGAGUGAGUCAAAUUAACUAUUCUUCAUAUACUAAAUAUAAAUUAUAUUAUAAAUUAAGUCUUAUAUUUAAAAUAAAAAA